AUGACGGGAGAGGAGGAUAACACGAAUGCAUCCUCAAAAAGACAGCCCUAUCAGGAUGCGCCAAUUCCAAAUGAAGCCGGCCUUUUGUGUGCUCUACCUGUGCGCCGGUCAUCUGGUCGCCAUGCGGGGGAUAUGACAGGAUCAUCGAGAAACCCGUCUCCUAGGGCGGUUCAGCAAGCACAGAGCCCGCAGUCCAAAAACUUCGAGAUCGUCCUCGUUACAGAUAACGAGUCACGGCGUCAGGUCCGCCGCCAUGCAAUGCGGCAAUAUAUGCGUCAGCGGCGCUUGGACAGCAUUGCUCGACUGGAGACGCCUCGUUUGCCAAUCGGCGGCUGGGUCAGCCGCCAGGUACCGUCGGAAGCUUCAUCAUCCAGCAGUCCACCCUCUCCAGUUGAAGUCCCUGUCAAAGACAUUUCUGCGGAGGAGGAGAAAUUAUCUCCGGUAAAAUAUGGGGAGCCAUGCAUCCCAGAGAGUGGGAUAGGGCCACUGAUGCCUUUAGGGUCAAGAUCAUCCGAUGUCAAAGCUGAAGAGCCACCUUCUCCUUCCCUUCCCAUCGUUAGCUAUACACUAUCAGAUCCUCGGUCCAGCCCUGGUCAUGGGGUCAUGGAGGAUCCAUUUAGCUGCUAUCCAAUCCCUGUUAGUCACUCUGACCAUGAGUUAAUUCAACACUUUAUUGUGACAUAUCCAUCCAUGAUGUAUAAAUUUGCCGAUUCCGUCGCGAACAACCCAAUGAUGGAGAUUUUCCGGCAGAUUGCGCUGCAUGACAAUCUUUCAUUUCAGGCGAUGCUUGCUAUUGCCUCAAAACAUCGAGCUGGAGUGGAAGGCAGGGCGGACUCUGUUGAAAGCCUCACUCAUAAAAUGCGGGCGCUUCGAUUAAUAAAUGAGCGAAUACAAACAGACUCUCAGGGACUGCAAGACGGCACAAUAUACGCAGUAGCCACAAUGGCAGUAAUUGAGAAAUGGUCAAAGGAUGCUUCCAUUGAAAGGGUGCACUGCAUGGGACUAGCAUCCAUGGUUCGGAACCGCGGCGGCAUGCGAGGCAUGCGGGCUUCUAGUCCCUUUUUAGAGAAGGUUCUGUACUGGGUGGACAUAAGCUGCGCACCCAAAGCGGUUUAUACCUCAUGUCUUCCAUGGACUGGUGCCCUACCCGACACUUCUCCAGAGAGCCUGGACUUUCUUGCUCCUGAUGUGCACCUCGCUAUUCCCCACACGCAAACAGCGGUAGAAUCAGCCGAGAGCCUGUGCGAUCAAUAUCGUGCUUGCGAGGAUUUUCUGCGAUUUUUCCGCUGUCUACACGAGCUGGAGAUGGCUGCGUUAGGCUUUCCUGGGAAUGUCUCCAGAAGCAGUGCAGCUCCUCGCGUCAGACGCUUCAGCCCGGGAACACCGCUCCAUUCCAUUCUGACUAUGCUUCCCGAUUACGACCACGGGAUUCGGGAUAUCCGAUUCAUCGAUGAAUACACCUGUAUUGCCUGUCUGUUCUUCCUGGCCGUCGCACUCUACGACUCCUAUCGCAACUCUACCAAUUUUGACCGCUACCUCGACUGGCUGGACCGGGAAGUCCAAAGGCUCAACCCCUUCACCAACCCGAGCAUCACAGCUGUCCUCUGGAUCUUUCUCAACAACGGCGGCUACCCGCAGGGAGAAGCAGGCGACGCCGGCGAAAGAUGCUGGGUCGUGUCCCGCAUGGUACGCAUUGCCAAACGCCUCGAGUGGAAACGCCAGGGCACCAUCUGGGACCGUCUCCGGCAGGUCCUGAUCAACUUUAUCCUAACCCAGCAGGAAUGCGCCCUGGGGUCGGACGGCAUUGACGAGGAAGCCUUGGUCGCCCGGCAACAGAGACGCCUGCAAUCAAGCGAGUAUUUCUGGGACGAGAACGAAAUGCGCGAGGAAAUCCUGGGAUCAUAA
This is a messenger RNA of Aspergillus pseudoviridinutans, 1905 nucleotides long. RefSeq lists its product as uncharacterized. Bases 1 to 1905 code for a protein of 634 amino acids. Lineage: Eukaryota; Fungi; Ascomycota; Eurotiomycetes; Eurotiales; Aspergillaceae. The transcript has 4 exons. The record is from RefSeq and is a predicted model, not a curated record.